CCGCGCGCCCCGCGCAGCCGGCACCAAGAUGGCGGCGCGGACCGGCGGAGAGCGGCUGCGCCAGGGGCCGCGGGGCCCGGAGCGGAGUUGCAGCGGCUGAAGUACCCGAGCUGCUGCUGGAGGCCGCGCCCCGCCACCGGGACCCCGGCCUGUGGCCGCGCCGGCUCCGGCCGCGGGGAGGCCCGGGCCGCCGGGACAUGGUGCGAGCCACGCCGCGCCGCCGCUGAGCUCGCCGGCCGCGCCGGGGCUCGGACGUCUGACCAGGAAGAUGUUUUCCGCCCUCAAGAAACUGGUGGGGUCGGAGCAGGCCCCCGGCCGGGACAAGAACAUCCCCGCGGGGCUGCAGUCCAUGAACCAGGCGCUGCAGAGGCGCUUCGCCAAGGGGGUGCAGUACAACAUGAAGAUAGUGAUCCGGGGGGACAGGAACACGGGCAAGACCGCGCUGUGGCAGCGGCUGCAGGGCCGGAGGUUCGUGGAGGAGUACAUCCCCACGCAGGAGAUCCAGGUCACCAGCAUCCACUGGAACUACAAGACCACGGAUGACAUCGUGAAAGUUGAAGUCUGGGACGUGGUUGACAAAGGAAAAUGCAAAAAGCGAGGCGACGGCUUGAAGAUGGAGAACGACCCCCAGGAGGCGGAGUCCGAAAUGGCGCUGGAUGCUGAGUUCCUGGACGUGUACAAGAACUGUAACGGGGUGGUCAUGAUGUUCGACAUCACCAAGCAGUGGACCUUCAACUACAUCCUCCGGGAGCUGCCAAAAGUGCCGACCCACGUGCCGGUGUGCGUGCUGGGGAACUACCGGGACAUGGGCGAGCACCGGGUCAUCCUGCCGGACGACGUGCGCAACUUCAUCGACAGCCUGGACAGACCUCCAGGUGCCUCCUAUUUCCGCUAUGCUGAGUCUUCCAUGAAGAACAGCUUCGGCCUGAAGUACCUUCAUAAGUUCUUCAAUAUUCCAUUUUUGCAGCUUCAGAGGGAGACGCUUCUGCGGCAGCUGGAGACCAACCAGCUGGACAUGGACGCCACGCUGGAGGAGCUGUCAGUGCAGCAGGAAACCGAGGACCAGAACUACGGCAUCUUCCUCGAGAUGAUGGAGGCUCGAAGCCGUGGCCACACAUCCCCGCCGGCGGCCAACGGGCAGAGCCCGUCCUCAGGCUCCCAGUCACCGGUCGUGCCUCUGAGCACCGUGUCCACAGGGAGCUCCAGCCCCAGCACACCCCAGCCCACGCCACAGCUGCCCGCCAUCACCCCUGCAGCCUGCCCCGCCCCACCGGCCCCUGCGGCCCCCCUAGAGGCCCCUGCGCCGCCCCCAAGGCGCAGCAUCAUCUCCCGGCUGUUUGGGACCUCGCCUGCUGCCCCCACGGCACCUGCCCCUCCAGAGCCAGCCCCUGUGGCAGAGGCCCCCAUAGAGGUCCGGAAUGUGGAGGACUUUGUUCCUGACGACCGCCUCGACCGCAGCUUCCUGGAAGACACAGCCCCCUUGGAGGAUGAGAAGGGAGCUGGAGCCAAGGCCCCGCGGCAGGACAGCGACAGUGACGGGGAGGCCAUCGGAGGAAACCCCAUGGUGGCAGGUUUCCAGGACGACGUGGACUUCGAAGACCAGCCUUGUGGCAGACGCCUGCUGGCCUCAGGCCCUGUCCCCAGUAAAAACGUCACACUGUCCAGCGAGGAGGAAGUGGAGGCGCCAGACCUCCCCGGCGUUGCUGCCCCGGCCCCCCAGCCGUCCUCAGAGCCAGAGACACAGCGGUCCUCCGCAAAGGCCUCGAGGCCACAGAAGGGGGCAGCACCCCCAAAGGCCGAGGCACCCCCCUGGCCGGGAGGUCCCCCCGUGCGCACAGGUCCCGAGAAGCGCAGCAGCGCCAGGCCCCCCGCCGAGGGCUCCUUGCGCAGGCCGGAGGAAGGCAAGGCCCAGCAGGCGUCCUCGUCAGAGAGUGACCCCGAGGGGCCCAUCGCCGCACAGAUGCUGUCCUUUGUCCUGGAUGACCCCGACUUUGAGAGCGAAGAGUCAGACACACAGCGGAGGGGGGAUGAGUUCCCCGUGCGAGACGACCUCUCCGACACGACCGAGGACGAGGGCCCUGCCCAGCCACCCCCGCCCCCCAAGCCCUCCGCCCUCACCUUCAGGCCGAAGAACGAGGCGGAUCUCUUUGGGCUGGAGCUGGAGGCCGUCCCCAAGGACAGCAGCGAAGAGGGUAAGGAAGGCAGACCGCCCUCCAAGGAGAAAAAGAAGGAGAAGAAGAAGAAGAAAGGCAAGGAGGAGGAAGAAAAGGCUGGAAGGAAGAAGAGCAGACACAAGAGGAACAAGGACGAGGACAAGGACAAGGAGGAGCGGCGGCGGAGGCGGAAGCCCCCCCGCAGCAGGGAGAAGAAGGCCGAGGAUGAGCUGGAGGCCUUCUUGGGCGGCCACCACCCUGGGGGUGGGGACUAUGAGGCACUCUAGGCCUUCGGCCACCCUGUGCUCGCUGCCGCCUCGGGGAGGCCUGUGCCCGGCAGCCUUUGCGGUC
Propithecus coquereli (Coquerel's sifaka) is the source of this 2504-nucleotide messenger RNA. It is a transcript of the gene RABL6, whose product is annotated as RAB, member RAS oncogene family-like 6. Gene Ontology annotation, molecular function: GTP binding. Bases 269 to 2440 code for a protein of 723 amino acids. The record is from RefSeq and is a predicted model, not a curated record. Gene Ontology annotation, cellular component: nucleus; cytosol. Lineage: Eukaryota; Metazoa; Chordata; Mammalia; Primates; Indriidae. The transcript has 15 exons.